Molecule: messenger RNA, 1146 nt
Organism: Solanum lycopersicum (tomato)
Lineage: Eukaryota; Viridiplantae; Streptophyta; Magnoliopsida; Solanales; Solanaceae
Source: RefSeq, a predicted model, not a curated record
AUGAGAAGAGGAGGAGAAGUUGCUGGGAAAAAUCACGAUCCACCCCAGGCUCCAGUUGAAGGAGUCGCUAUGCCAGUUAAUCCUGGUGGGUUUACCGAUGCGAAGAUAUGGCAAGAUAGCCGAUCUUUGGGCGGAUUUCCGAUCAUAUGGGGGCUGUUUAAUACAGCCUUCCUAGAGAGAUUCUUCCCAAGGGAGAUGAGAAAGGCCAGAGUUGAGGAGUUUGUCAACCUUAUGCUGGGAUCAAUGACAGUCAGGGAGUAUUCCCUAGAGUUUGUUAACCUAUCGUGGUAUGCUACUUCAAUUGUAUCUAGCUGCAGGAAUGAGAUGAUUAGGUUCCUCAAAAAAUUACCAGAGAUUUGUUGGAGGAGUGUUGAUCUGCGUUGCUCCACAAUAACAGGAACCUCUCCAGGUGCAACAGCAGCCAAGCCUCCUAAGAGGAACAGGUUCUACGCCUUGAAGGCAAGGGAGGAGCAGGAGAAAUCUGCUGAUGUGGUUACAUGUAAGCUUCAAGUAUUCUCAAAUUCUACUAAUGCUUUACUUGAUCAAAGUUCUACACUUUCUUUCAUAACUCCAUUACUUGCUAUCACUUUUGAUAUAUUUCCUGAUGUUCUACGUGAUCCUAUAGUGAGAGAGUUUAAUCUACAACAGCGGAUAUGGUUGGAGCUGUUGAAGUACUAUGACAUGAAUGUUCAAUACCAUCCAGGUAAAGCUACUAUUGUAGCUGAUGCUUUGAGAAGGAUGCGCAUGGGAAGUACAACCCACGUUGAGGAUAGGAAGAAGGAUUUGGUGAAAGAUGUACAUAGACUUGCAAGAUUGGGUAUGCGGUUAGUUGACUCUACUAGUGGGGGUGUUUCACUUCAUCCUCGUUCUGAAUCGUCCUUGGUAGUUGAAGUCAAGAAGGGUCAGCAUUUUGAUCCUGUUUUGAUGGAGUUAAAGGACUUAAUCAUUGAAGAGGCUCAUGGUUCAACAUAUUCCAUACAUCCUGGUUCCACCAAGAUGUAUCCUUAUCUUAAGAAGAUAUACUGGUGGGACGACAUGAAUAAGGACAUUGCUGAAUAUGUGGCCAAGUGUCCUAAUUGUCAAAAAGUUAAGACAGAAAAUCUUAAGCCUAGCGGUCUUACUCAGAUUAUUGAGGUUCCUACUUAG